Messenger RNA from Camellia sinensis, 4685 nucleotides. RefSeq lists its product as uncharacterized. Lineage: Eukaryota; Viridiplantae; Streptophyta; Magnoliopsida; Ericales; Theaceae. Gene Ontology annotation, biological process: nuclear-transcribed mRNA catabolic process, nonsense-mediated decay. The record is from RefSeq and is a predicted model, not a curated record.
GUGAAUCUGUAGUAACACAUCGCCAAAGGGGGUUUUGGUCCUUUGUGGGAAAAAAAAAAAACCGAAGCCAGCCCCCCGCUGUGUCCUCAACUUUUUCUCUCUAAAAACCUCUAAUCGAUCAUCCAUGGAAUGGAACAAUUGAUUCAAUUCCAACCCAUAUAAAUACCCACUUGAGAGUCAAACCCACCUCUUCCAAUUUCAUGGAUUCACCAAACCCGUCAUCCUCCUCCCCUAUGCGAGUCCUAGCUCGCCCCCCAAAUCCAACGCCGCCGCAACCCACUUCCACAGCCACUCUCACUCCCCCUAUUCCGCCGUCUUCCUCCUCUCCGCCGCCACAGAACGGCGUCGUUGUGGUGGGCUUCAUCGGAAGGCGGCGCGGUGACGUGACUCAGCUAAUCAACCGAAUUCUCGACGCCAAUGUGUUUGGUUCGGGUAAUUUUGACAAGAAUCUGUGUUUUGAGAAAGUGGGUAUUGGGGAGGAGGUGAAGCAAUGGUUUGAUUGUCGAGGAAUUAGUUACUUCCAUGAGGACGAAAAGGGGAUUCUUUAUCUGCAAUUUUCUUCAACUCGGUGUCCUGCGGUGGAGGACUUUUCAGAUUUUUCUUCUUCUUCUUCUUCUGGUUUUGAUUCGUUACUGGAAGAGCGCGAAUUCGGGGAUCUUCAAGGAAUGCUUUUUAUGUUCUCUGUUUGCCACGUAGUCAUAUUUAUUCAAGAGGGGUCACGCUUCGAUACCCAGAUCUUGAAGAAAUUUCGAAUUUUACAAGCUGCCAAACAUGCAAUGGCUCCAUUCGCAAGAUCUCAAACGACACCUUCGUCCACAUCUAGAUCUCAUCAUUCAUCUUCAUCAUCACGAACCUCUGUAUUGGGAACAAUGUCUAACAAUCAUUCUCCGGGUAGAAACAGUGGUAUCUUGAGUCGCAAUGCUUCAGCAAUAUCAUUUAUGUCGGGUUUAGGUUCAUACACCUCUUUGUUUCCAGGACAGUGUACUCCAGUCAUACUUUUUGUUUUUCUUGAUGAUUUCUCAGAUGUUAAUUCUGGUUCUAAUACUGAGGAGUCAAUUGACACGUCCUCAUUGAAUCAGUCUUCAAGUUUGAGCAGUUUAGCUAGGCCAAGCUUGCCUAUGAAAGGAUCAGGACCAGUUGUUGUGCUAGCACGCCCUGUGAGUAAAUCUGAAGGUGGAUUCAAGAAGAAAUUGCAGUCAUCUCUUGAAGCACAGAUCCGUUUUUCAAUUAAGAAAUGUCGGACACUCACAAGUUCUGAAACUAGUCAUGCUGGUUCAAGAAGUGGGGCUAUCUCAAAUUCAGCACCUCUGUUUUCGCUUGAUGCAUCCAAAGCAGUUGCAUUGUGCGAUAGAUCUUCAAAUCAGAGAGGUGAAUCUCUUGAUUUUGCCACUGGCCUUGUGGAAAGUGUCUUGAGUGGAAAAGCAACCUCAGAUUCCCUUUUGCUUGAAAGCCAUAGUCAGAGUGCAACCAAAGAGGAUAUUCUAUCUGUUAAAGAGUUCAUUUACAGGCAGGCUGAUAUUUUAAGAGGAAGAGGGGGAUUGGUCACUAACACCAACAGUGGCUCAGCUGCUGGUGUUGGUAUGGUGGCUGUUGCUGCAGCCGCUGCUGCUGCAUCAGCUGCAUCUGGAAAGACUAUUACCACUCCUGAACUUCCCAGUAUGGACAUUUGGUUAUCUUCUAGUCAACUUAUUUUAUGUGGGAUUCUUUCUGCAAAACGUGGGUAUAUAAUUGAACCUGAAAACAGUAAAAGAAACCCAUGUCAAAAAAACACUGUUGCACCUGCAGUUGAAGGAAUUGUUCCAAGAGUUGCAGAUCCUCUAGAAAUUGCUGUCUCUUGUUUGGAGAAUGGUAAAGGACUUAACACUAAAUUUUCUACUUUGUGGUGCCAAAGAGCCCUUCCUGCUGCUAAGGAGGUUUAUUUAAAUGACUUACCCGCUUGUUAUCCUACUUCAAAGCAUGAAGAGCAGUUGGAGAAGGCCUUGUGUGCUUUCUGCUCAAUGGUCAAGGGACCUGCAGUGCAAAAUUUCAUGAAAAAAUUAGAGGAUGAAUGCACAUCCAUUUGGAGUUCUGGAAGGCAACUCUGUGAUGCAGUCAGUUUGACGGGAAAACCAUGUAUGCACCAGAGGCAUGAUGUUAAAACUGAUGGUUUGCUUUCAAGCGAUGGGGUCAAGCCACAUUCAAGCGGAUUUGUUUUCCUUCAAUCUUGUGCUUGUGGCCGUUCACGGCGAUUGCGAUCUGAUCCUUUUGAUUUUGAAACAGCUAAUAUUACUUCCAAUUGUUUUGCGGACUGCGACAACCUUCUUCCUGCACUCCAAUUGCCGCAGGUAAAGAAUGCAGGACCAAUUCAGUCGUUGUCAUGGAGUUUGAUUCGAGUUGGUGGUGCAACGUACUAUGAGCCUUCUAAAGGAUUACUUCAGAGUGGGUUCUGUGCCACUCAGAAGUUUCUUUUGAAGUGGACAAUUUUUCUUGAGAAACCUAAACGCCAAAAUUGUUCAUUAGCUAGUGAUCCGCAGCAAGGUUCUGUAAGUACAAAACUACUGAAUGAGUUUAUUGCUGGAGGAGAUAUAAAGAAAUCUGGUGCUUCUCAAAUGAACAUAAAAGAAUCGCAGAGUGGAAAUGAAAUUCAAAAGGAGCCUCCCUCGCAAAACAACCCUUCUGAUGAGAAAAAGAUCAACUUUGGUAGAGGCAUUCCUAAUUUUACAAUGAGAAAACCAUUUUCUGAGGUUGUUGCUGGAUCAGCAGCAGCUGUUUCCGGAUUCCCUCCUUUGCAGUCAAGGAAACUACCUUCAGUAGGUUCGGAAAAAGGUAUGAAGCAAAGCUCUGCAAGAGACGGAGAUGAAGAACGGGUCAAUCAUACUGCUGAUUAUCAACAAUCUAAAAAAUCUGAAGACAUCACUGCUGUUCAGGACACUGUAAAUGGAAAUGGAAUAGGUGUUAAUGGGUAUGCAGAUGGCAAUCCAAUUUUACAGAUAGGUAGCAAUGUUGUUCCAGUGAACAUGAAUACUGGUGAAAAGGUCAAAUUAAACGAUUCUUUGAAGAAUGUAAUCGUAUAUGUCGGAUUUGAGCAUGAGUGCCCCAAUGGCCACCGGUUUAUAUUGACACCAGAGCAUCUCAAGGAACUUGGUUCCUCAUAUUCCUUGUCUGAAGAAUCUCAUAUCCCCUCAUCUGCGGAAAAUUCAGACAACAAAAUGGCAAAUCCUUCAAAAUUGAGUAAGAAUGGUGGCCAUGGUAAAGCUCAUCGAAACUCAAAUGGGAUGAAUACUAGUGCUGUUCGUAAGGUGAGAAAUCUGGACAAGACCAAAGAGAUAGCAGCUAAUAGUAAUCAUUACUUAGAUGAGGUGGCGCAGUUCUCUGGGGCAGGAAAUGAACAGAAUUCCGUCAAAGAUCUUGCAGAGAGCCUUUAUGCUGUUGGUCUUAAUGAUGGUGCUUUCUCCUUAUUGAAUAGAAAUUUACCGAUAUACAUGAACUGUCCGCACUGCAGGACCUCUAAGAAAAAGAAGGAUCGCCCUACGACUAAAUUUGCUGGAACAAUAUCACAGCUACAGAGGAUCUUUUUGGUCACACCUCCUUUUCCAGUCAUUUUAGUCACAUGCCCAGUCAUACAAUUUGAGACAUCAUGCCUACCGCCAUCUGUUUUGGACCGUGAACAAAAGUUGGAGUUCAGCUUUGGAUGUCCAGUGAUUUUACCACCAGAGAGUUUCCUUUCCCUUAGACUCCCAUUUGUUUAUGGUUUGCAAAUGGCAGAUGGAAGUCUGCAAUCUCUUAGACCUUUUGAACACCAUCCAGAACUGACUGCCUGGAUUACUAAAGGUACAACAUUGCAGGUCAUGUCCAAGGGAAGCAAUCUGCAUGAGGGAUUACUCACAUAAUCAAAAUUAUGGAACCUUAAAAUUUGGAAACUUGUGCUACUUCUGUAACGAGUUUGGAGGCAGAUGUUUAUGAAGAGUCAUCCAGUCUCAAGAUAAAGAUGUUAAUGGGUUAACAUUGUGGUGCUGUUGGGGAAUGGUGAACUGCUGUUAAGAGGAUGAAGAGAAUUAGAGUGUUCAGUCUCACCAGCUCACAAUAGGACCUCUAAAUGGCUGGUUCCUGAGUUGGAGAAUGCCAUAGCGUCAAGGAAUCUAUAUGAAGCAUCUGUUCAACUGCAGUAUCCUGGAAAGAUUUGGGCUGUUGCUUUAGACAUGGUUCAGGACAAGUCUAAGCUGCCAUGGGAAGUGUUCUCAUCACAGGCACUUCCUCACAACUGCUUCAAUCAUUCCUUGAAAUCAUUACUAAGACCAGAUUUGUCACAUUGUGAGGGUUGAAACAGCCUUAUGAAAGGGAAUGCCACCGGCAGGACAUUCGCAGACAUAUCAAGACCAAGAAGAGGGCUAUUGGCAAUGGUUUCAGGCAAGUUUUUUGGCGCACAUUAUUUUCUGUCUUUUUUCUGUUGCUUUUGUUUCUUGUGUGUUUUGGAUUCUUCUUUCCGAUCCCUUUGUUAGUUUUGUUUUGUUCUUCAUCCUUUGCUUUUCAUGUUCUACAGUAAUCGACAUGUUAGACCAUAAGAUCACUGCUCAAAAACCAUAUUUGAUUGAGUCAUAAGACGUUGUUUAACAAAUUCGUCUUUCAUCGUAUGAGAAUUUUUUAAUGUCCUUUCAUGAACUGUUGGCAUUUACAAUUUUUUGAUGUGGGCCGCACAUUUAUUUGUA